UGAGAGAGUAUCGUGCUCAUUUUGACAGAUCCCACAACCCAGAUGCAUUGUUUUAAUCUACUCUCAACGCUCUCACAAAACAGUUCAAGGGACUAGUACAAUUCAGUGAAAGUAAAAUGGCGAAUGUUGAUUUAAUACGAAAACAAUUUUUUUUUGUAAAAACCGUCUAACACUUUUGACGACAUUUCAUCCUUGUUAAAGUUACAUUCUCCAUCAAACAAAAUCAACCCACAAAAUGAACUCGCCACCGUACCACAAUUCGACAAAGAGAUCCCGUCUGACAGCGACUGAUGCAUCUAUCGUACAAUCCGAAAAGGAAAUGCUUGAGAAUUCGUCGUACAUCAUCAACACCUACGUUGAAAUGACAAAUGAAGAACUUCAGACGUGGCAAAAGUCCGUCAUGAACCGAUGUUUGCAUGAAAAUAAAGUCAAUUACCUUCUCGACCAGCUGAAGAGUAUGGACCCAACCGAUUUCAAUUAUCCAGCCACCCGAUUUUAUCAUUCGAAUUCGGUUAUGGGCCGGACGCGAUCAUUGAGUUUCGAAGACUGUGCUAUCUCAAUGGCAAUCGACAACUGUGGAUUACAACAAACAAGCGGAUCAGACGUUGUGUUGGACUCGAUGCGUAACGAUAGUACAGAAGUGACUGUUGCGAACAGAGCAGUACGAGCACCGGACCCGAUAAACCAUUCGAAUUUCAUUGAGACAGCUGUUGCGGUAGCUAUACAAGAAAAGGGGCUGUCGCCUAGUAACAUUCAAGUGUCGCCGAACAGAUAGUUUAGUGUGUUCGGAUGUAAUUGAAACAUUGUUGAGUGGGUAUGUGAUUUAAAGUUCUCUGUUCUUGUUGACGCUUUCCCGCCCGGGGGGAAACGCAUUAAAAUAAACACCUCAAAGGUGGCGAAUCUGUCGAUGAGUCAUUACGCUAACAGAACUUUUGUUUCUUAAUUUCCAUAGUGCAACGGUCCUUUAUUACUGAUCCAUUUACCAUUCGCUUAUUGAAUUGAACGAUCACCGUUCUCAUAAAAGAUUUUCUCGUCAUAGUAAAACAGAACGGACGGCUUUAUCACCAGUUAUCGACAACGACGACAACAAUAAAUACAGAGAUCUGGCUAACGUGUGAUAGCAAAGUAGAAAUGAACUUCAUUCCCUGAAGCGAAAUUAUUUUAUUUCAGUCUGUCGAAAAUACUUAGAUCUGAAGUAAUAGAUUCGAUAACUGUCCCGAUGAUAUACUUGCCGUCUGUGGAAGGUUAAUGAAAAAAUAAAUGUUUUGUGAAGAAGCGAUGUGAUAAGAUGCUGAAAGUUGCUAUCAGUGCAAUCAUUUUCGAUAGUCUGACAAGAAAGUCAUGUCCAAUCGGAAUCUUCUCUCCGUAUUGCCAUACCACUAGGGAAGAGGUGUUCCUUUCCGUUUUAUUCCAAUUCAAAUCAAUGAUGAAUCUGGAAAUCCUGUUUACUUCUUCACAAUGAAUGAGGGAGGGACUAUUUUUGGGACAACGUUUUCCCAUAUUUUCUUGAACUUUCGAACAUUUGUCCAAAUUUUCACUUUUCCACACAAAAAAAAAUUGUGAAAAUUAAGGGAAAUAUGGGAAAUUGUUUUACCAAGAGUAUUCCCUGAUUUGUUGUGUAUCUUUUGAAUAUUUUGCGUAGCCGAACCUCCAGAAUCAGCUGGUGAUUAAGAUAGGACUACUUCAUUUCAGUGACACUAAUUAAAAGUAGGAAAAAACAAAAAAAAAGUUUCAAUUGUUGCAGUAACAGUGUCUUGUAAUUUUAGAAAUUAUUUUAAUUGUGCGUACUAAUUGUUAGGCUUAGUGGACCGUUCUAUUUUAAUUUACAUUUCAAAAUCUCAUCUGAAACAUUUUUUUUUAUUUUUCGAUUUUAUUUUUUCAUAACUUAAGUAGAUCGUAAAACGUGGAGCAGUUAUUUAUAUGUACAAAAAAUAUAUUCUAUUCAAUUAAAUGCUUAUUUGAGUUAAA
Molecule: messenger RNA, 1968 nt
Organism: Bradysia coprophila
Lineage: Eukaryota; Metazoa; Arthropoda; Insecta; Diptera; Sciaridae
Source: RefSeq, a predicted model, not a curated record